Parathielavia appendiculata is the source of this 889-nucleotide messenger RNA. Its product is annotated as RNA-binding domain-containing protein. The transcript is spliced from 3 exons. Gene Ontology annotation, cellular component: U1 snRNP. Lineage: Eukaryota; Fungi; Ascomycota; Sordariomycetes; Sordariales; Chaetomiaceae. Bases 1 to 747 code for a protein of 248 amino acids. The record is from RefSeq and is a predicted model, not a curated record. Gene Ontology annotation, molecular function: U1 snRNA binding. Gene Ontology annotation, biological process: mRNA splicing, via spliceosome.
AUGGCUUCGGGACAACAACCAAUUGCUACGGUUUACGUCCGUAAUCUGGAGGAGCGCGUCAAGCCAGAACCGCUCAAGCUAGCGCUGCAUACCAUCUUCUCCGAAUAUGGCAACGUGAUUGACAUUGUGGCCAAGACGAACCUCAAGGCCAAGGGCCAGGCCUUUGUUGUUUUCGACAAGCCAGAGUCGGCACAAGCCGCCGUCGAGGAGCUCCAGGGUUUCGAGCUCUUCGACAAGCCAAUGCAUGUUGCCCUGGCACGCACCCGGAGCGAUGCUACGGUUGCGCAGACGGGCAACGAGGAGGAGUUUGAUGCACACAAGCGCCGGCGCAUGGCGGAGCGAGACAAAAAGAAGGCCCUCGAGGCCGCCGAAGAACAAAAGCGCCUCAAGCGUCCCCUGCCAGGCGCUGCCGCCGAAGGGGGCGCCCGACCAGUCAAGGCGGCCCGCGGCGCAGGCCUCAAGCCCACCGGAGCUGGACCCGCGGCUGUGGUGCCCGACGAGUACCUGCCUCCCAACCGGAUUCUGUUCGUCCAGAACCUUCCGGACGACUUCGACAAGGACACGCUUACUGCAAUAUUUGGCCGCUUCGACGGGUUUCGCGAGGUGCGUAUGGUGCCUGGUCGCAGCGGCAUCGCCUUCGUCGAGUACGAGGCCGAAGCCGGCGCCAUUACCGCCAAGGAGAACACGGCUGGCAUGCCACUAAAGAAUGGCGAGAAGAUAAUGAAGGUGACAUACCAGCGACAGUAGCCUUGGUGGCAUUAGGACCAAGUGUCUCUGGACGGCUGUACUUCCUAGGUAAGGCGUUGAUUGACGCGUGAUCGAGGUACAUCAAAAUCAAAAAUUCACGGAAGAAUAUGAUACCCAAAUUCAGUCAAGCACCCAAGCAACU